AUGAAAACCUUUGUUCCUAUUUCUCUCUGGUUGUUUGGUUCUCUUGGUUCUCCUAGUUCUCCUGGUUCUCCUGGUUUCCCGGAUCUCCUAUUCCCUUGUUAUCUAGGGUCUCCUGGUUCUCCUGAUUCUCCCGGUUUUCCUAGUUCUCCUGAUUUCCUGAAUCUCCUGGUUCUCCUGAAUCUCCUGGUUCCCCUGUUACUCCUGGUUCUCCUAGGUCUCCUGGUUCUCCUGAAUGCCCUCGUUUUCUUGGUUCUUCUAGUUCUCCUGGUUCCCUUUGUGUUCUAUGUUCUCCUGGUUCCCCUGGCUAACUUUUUUCUCUUGUUUAUCUCUGUUGUCUUAGUUCUUAUGGUUCUCCAGGUUCUCCUGUUUUUCCUGGAUCUUCCUGUUCUUCUGCUUCUAUUGGUACUCCUAGUUGUCCUGGUUAUCCCUAUUCUCCUGGUUCUCCUGGUUCUCCUGAUUCUUCUGGUUGUCCCUGAUCUUCUAGUUCUCUUGUUUCUCCUGGUUCUCCUGAUUCUUCAAGUUUUACUGGUUCCCCUGGUUAUUCUGGUAUGCCUGGUUCCAUUGCAGUUGCCUUGGUUCCCUGGUUCCCCUGAUUCCACUGAUUCCCCUGGUUCUCCUAGCUCUUCUGGUUCAUCUGGUUAUCCCUGUUAUCCUAGUUCUUAUGGUUCUCCUGUUCUCUUGGUUCUACUGCUUUUCCUGGUUAUCCCUGUUCUCCUGGUUCUCCUGGUUCACCUGGUUCUCUUGGCUCUCCUGGUUCUCCUGGUUCCCCUGGUUAUCCUGUUUAUCUCUGUUCUCUUAGUUCUUAUGGCUCUCCUAGAUCUCUUGGUUCUCCUGGUUCUCCACGCUUUCAUGGUUUUCCUAGUAUUUCCUGUUCGUCUUGUUCUCCUGGUUCUCUUGGUUUUCUUGGUUUACCUGGUUCUCUCAUUUCUCUUGGUUCACCUGGUUCUCUUAAUUCUCCUGGUAUUCCUGUUUAUCCCUGUUCUACUGGUUCUUCUGGUUUUCCUGGUUCUCAUGGUUUCCUGGUUCUUCUGGUUCUCCUGA
This is a messenger RNA of Eurytemora carolleeae, 1041 nucleotides long. RefSeq lists its product as uncharacterized. The record is from RefSeq and is a predicted model, not a curated record. Gene Ontology annotation, cellular component: membrane. The transcript is spliced from 3 exons. Gene Ontology annotation, biological process: G protein-coupled receptor signaling pathway. Lineage: Eukaryota; Metazoa; Arthropoda; Copepoda; Calanoida; Temoridae. Gene Ontology annotation, molecular function: G protein-coupled receptor activity. The coding region runs from base 1 to 1041 and encodes 346 amino acids.